Papaver somniferum (opium poppy) is the source of this 2979-nucleotide messenger RNA. Its product is annotated as auxin response factor 18-like. Bases 581 to 2722 code for a protein of 713 amino acids. Gene Ontology annotation, molecular function: DNA binding; protein binding. Gene Ontology annotation, cellular component: nucleus. The transcript is spliced from 5 exons. The record is from RefSeq and is a predicted model, not a curated record. Lineage: Eukaryota; Viridiplantae; Streptophyta; Magnoliopsida; Ranunculales; Papaveraceae. Gene Ontology annotation, biological process: regulation of DNA-templated transcription; response to hormone.
AACAGUGUAACAACCUGAUGCUCUUGCGAGUUUUUUGUUUUUUGUUUUUAGAGAGAGAAGAAAGAAAGAACAAGUAGUCUAGUAGUAGUGGAAGAAGGAAGAAGAGAGUGUUGGAGAGAGAGAUCUAGAGAAGAAAUUACAAAUACUACAAAAAAAAAAAAACAAAAAAACAAAAAAAAAGAGAAACGGGAAUUCAGGUUGAGAACAAACAAUAUUUCUUCUUAAAAAUUAGAUCCGAAACACUCGUUAUUAGUAGUUGAAGAGAAAGAGAAAACAAUAUAGAUAGAUAGAUAACAAUCUUUUGAUUAAAAAUCGGAGUAUUGUUUUUAGGGUAACAACCAAUUUUAUACAUAUAAACUCUCUUCCUUCUUCUUUCUAUCAAACUUAAUAUUAGGGUUUUUCCUACCUCACACUACUAGGACACAAGACAAGAGUUGAGUUGAGUAUAAGAUUUUCAUCUCAGGCUGUGUGUGAAAUUAGUGACUAUUUUUUAGUUGAAUUAAUUCUGGUUUUGGUUUGGGGGUACGUUUCACUUCCAUUAUUACUCGAGUGCUGCUGAAUAAGGAAUAAAAAUCAAUCAAUGCAAGAGAUGGAGAAAAACUUGCAUUCUCAGCUUGAUUCACAACUAUGGCAUGCUUGUGCUGGAGGAAUGGUGCAAAUGCCGAAUGUCAAUUCCAAGGUUUUUUACUUUCCACAAGGUCAAGCGGAGCAUGCUCAUGGGAAUGUAGAUUUUGGCCCAUCACCCUCAAGGGUACCUCCGUUGAUUCUUUGCAGAGUUGCUGCUGUCAAGUAUAUGGCGGAUCCCGAGUCUGAUGAGGUUUAUUCCAAAAUUAAGUUGGUUCCAGUGAGGAACAAUGAGCCUGAUUAUGAGGAUGAUGGGGUUGCUAAUAAUGGGAUUGGGAAUGGGUCUGAGGAGAAACCUGCUUCCUUUGCAAAGACAUUAACUCAGUCUGAUGCUAAUAAUGGCGGUGGUUUCUCUGUUCCUCGUUAUUGUGCCGAAACAAUCUUUCCUAGAUUGGAUUAUUCAGCUGACCCUCCUGUCCAAACUGUUCUUGCCAAGGAUGUCCAUGGUGAGAUUUGGAAAUUUAGGCACAUUUAUCGAGGUACACCUCGCAGGCAUUUGUUGACUACAGGGUGGAGUACUUUUGUGAAUCAUAAGAAGCUCAUUGCAGGGGACUCCAUUGUGUUUUUGAGGACAGAGAAUGGGGAUCUCUGUGUUGGUAUCAGGAGAGCCAAAAGAGGGAUAGGUGGUGGACAGGAGUCCUUGUCUGGAUGGAAUCCAGCUGCUGGAAACUGUGCAUCGCCAUAUGCUGGGUUUUCUGUCUUCUUGAGGGAAGACGAUAAGAGAAAUGGUAAUGGUGGGAAUUUGAAAUCUGGUCCCAGAGGAAAGGAGAGAGUUAGGCCUGAAUCUGUGAUUGAGGCUGCAACUCUAGCAGCCAAUGGACAGCCAUUUGAGAUUGUUUACUACCCUAGAGCAAGCACCCCGGAGUUCUGUGUGAAAGCCUCCCUUGUGAGCACUGCGAUGCGGGUGCCAUGGUGUGGGGGUAUGAGGUUCAAGAUGGCAUUUGAAACUGAAGAUUCUUCUCGGAUAAGCUGGUUUAUGGGAACCAUAUCGUCUGCUCAAGUUGUUGAUCCAGUUCGCUGGCCUGGUUCACCAUGGAGGCUUCUACAGGUGACAUGGGAUGAGCCGGACCUGCUACAAAACGUGAAACGUGUUAGCCCAUGGUUGGUCGAAUUGGUAUCUAGCAUGCCCGCCAUUCAUCUCUCACCCUUCUCGCCGCCAAGAAAGAAACUACGGUUACCACCCCACCCUGAUUUCCCCCUUGAAGGACAAUUUACGUUACCCUCCUUUUCCACCAACCCUCUAGGAUCCAGCAGCCCCUUGUGUUGUAUAUCAAACAACACUUCUGCAGGCAUACAGGGAGCCAGGCAUAUUCAAUUUGGUACAUCUUUAUCAGAUCUCCACUUCAACAAACUGCAGUCGGGUCUGCAUCCGUCCUUUUUCCAGAGUCUUGAUCACGCUCCUCCACUGACUAGAACUCAAAAUGGCCUCACCAUGAACAAGGCUGAUAGUAGUGAGGAUGUGUCUUGGCUGACCAUCGGUAACUCGAGCCCGAGCUCGAAAAAGGCUUGUGAAGCAAUCACACCUCAGUUUGUGCUCUUCGGUCAGCCAAUACUUACCGAGCAGCAAAUGUCUCUUAGUUUCUCUAGUGAAACAGUCUCCCAAGUUGUUAAUGGGAACAGUUCAUCUCCAGAGAAAACGUUAUCCAGUGUUAGUUUCUCACCUAUGGUUAAUCAGUGUCCCCAGCAAGAGAAUCCAUCCUCAGAAGGCUUUCCAUUUCUUAAGGACCGUCAGAUGAUUGAUAUGGGUUUAGAGACUGGGCAAUGCAAAGUUUUUAUGGAAUCUGAAGAUGUGGGACGGACUCUUGACUUGUCAGUUCUUAAUUCAUAUGAAGAGCUAUAUAGAAAGCUAGCCGACAUGUUUCUCAUAGAACCACCAGAGACUUUGAACCACGUGGUCUACCUGAACAUGACAGGUGCUGUAAAACACGCAGGAGACGAACCAUUCAGCGAGUUCAAGAAUUCAGCAAAGAGGUUGACAGUUCUUGCAGAUGCAGGAAGCGACAACCAAGGGAAAAGGAAAUGGAUGACUGGGGCGCGCAAUGCAGAAUCUGGAAUAGACACUUCCAAUAAGACGGGGCAGUUAAGCAUAUUUGCUUAAAGAGCUUGUCAAGUCCGGUUCCUUCAACGGAGAGAGUGUUUGCACUCCAGCCCUUGUUCUUUUUCUUUUUUUGAAUAGGAGAAAAUUGUAUAUGAACUCCUGUCCUUUACUAGUUGUCGAUAACUUCAUAUGUUUCAUAACAACUACAUUAUUUUUUGUGUUACCACGAAAUGACAUGGUUCGCAAAACCUUUACAAUUGAAUUGUGAAACAUUGGUUUUGAAACCGUUUGAAGUAAUUUAAAAACCUUUUAUAACA